AUGUGGUGUGUUUUACGCAGCCAAUGUUCCCCCGUACCUCCGGUAGUUCGAGAUAAGGCGAGGGGGCGACGGUACGUACCUUCAUCGGUUCAACCUCGGCUCUACCGUCUAAGUACUCGUCUCUUGUUUUUCGUCGUGGACCACAGCGGAUAUCAAGUCUGCGUUUUUCGUGCUAGACAGACGUCAUACGACAGCAUGGCCGCGAUAGUGACUCUCCUGGAGGCUCUCAAAGCCCAUCCUGACGAUGUGUACUUGUUCUCCGAGUUCCCGUUCAUACCUACGAGGCUCCCGGUGUCGGCGGUUAUGGACGCGGAGUUCGGUAUAGCGCGCGAGUGGCAUAUGAUGGUGGGUUUGCUGGUCAACGCUUCUGGCUCCAAGUGGCGUCAUCCGCUUGUGGUGUUGAGGCGGGAUGAUGGCAGGGCCGUACACAAUGGGCGGCGUCGUGAGCAUAAUGUCGUGGUGCGCUACGCAAAGCACGGCCGCAUGUCGUCUGAGGUGAGUCUCGGCGCGGUUUGCUUUCCUGUUUUCACAAAUGCAAUCUGUUACGAGGAAGGUGCUGAUUGCGUAAAUUGUGGGGAUGUCGUCGUGUGUCAACAGCUAUUCACGGAGCACAUGGUGAAGUUUGACGGGGAUCUCUUCGCAAAGAACGAGCGCGCAAUUGUUCUGGUGUACGACCCGAAGCACGAGCUGACUGGUUGUGUGUUCGAGUCGGAAACCGUUGCCGGGUUUGCGGCGCAGAAUCUCCUGAGUGUCAAGGUGGUGCAGCUUUAUGGCGGGCCGCCCCGGUGCAGCAUGCCGUCGACGACCGGGGUGGUUGACACGGUGAAGGCAAUACACCGAUACUGGUUCAUGAGGGACGCUAUGGACAGCAACGAGUGGAAGAAGAAGGGAGAGGUACCUCGACCGUCACUCCCAGACGUGCUGAGGAGGCUGGAACUGGCGUGCAAGUUGACGUCGGAGACGGCUAUUUAG
Molecule: messenger RNA, 972 nt
Organism: Closterium sp. Yama58-4
Lineage: Eukaryota; Viridiplantae; Streptophyta; Zygnematophyceae; Desmidiales; Closteriaceae
Source: the annotation of a GenBank genome assembly